Messenger RNA from Micropterus salmoides (largemouth bass), 900 nucleotides. It is a transcript of the gene batf3, whose product is annotated as basic leucine zipper transcription factor, ATF-like 3. Gene Ontology annotation, molecular function: RNA polymerase II cis-regulatory region sequence-specific DNA binding; DNA-binding transcription factor activity, RNA polymerase II-specific. NCBI's taxonomy places the organism in Eukaryota, Metazoa, Chordata, Actinopteri, Centrarchiformes, Centrarchidae. Bases 124 to 489 code for a protein of 121 amino acids. The record is from RefSeq and is a predicted model, not a curated record. The transcript has 4 exons. Gene Ontology annotation, biological process: regulation of transcription by RNA polymerase II. Gene Ontology annotation, cellular component: nucleus.
CCUGUUUUCUGUCUGGUUUGUUUUCAGUGGACUGUGCCCAGUUCACAAAUAACGCUUUAUUUUCAGACGGAGACAAGUGUCUCCUGUUUUUCUCUCUUUAAUGCACGCUUUAAAAAAUCUGUGAUGUCAGACUGUGAUUCUUCCUGCCAUCAUCAGAACAACAGCACGAAUAACCACCUCUGUGAAGGAUGUGAGGGUUCAGAAGAUGGAGGCAGGAGGCUGAAGAGGAGAGAGAAGAACAGAGUUGCAGCCCAGAAGAGCCGGAAGAGGCAAACACAGAGAGCGGACCUUCUGCAUGAGGCCUGUGAGCUUUUGGAGCAGAGGAACAGAAAGCUGAGGAGAGAGGUGGAUUCUCUGUCUGAGGAGCAGCGUCUGCUGACCGAGGCUCUCAGGACCCAUGAGCCCUUCUGUACCGUCAUGCACUGCUCCUUUGCCUCCUCCACCUCGUGCAGCCUGCAGCCUGACGUCAUGGCAGCCCGGUCCGUCUGAAGCGAGCGAUAUCUGUUUCUGAUCAGUGAUCAAAGUAACUUGUUGUCUGAAGCCAUAGCCAUAGUGUAACACACCAGUGAACCACUAGAGGGCGCUGUUCACCACAAUCAGAGACAAAGUGGUGAUUCAACUGGUGUGAGGUGCUGCUGAACUCUGGUGGCAGUCACAGGGAAGAGUGUCAUCUGGUGGUUGCUCAUGUCAUUACUCAUACACGUUUGACUCAACACAAGAGGAUUAGGAGGUUAAAAGAGUCAAACAUUAAGUUCAAACUGUUGAAUGUUAUUCUCCAUCUACUAGUCCUGUUAUUCUAUUAAGUUUUUCUGUGCUGUAGGCUAUGAGUGCAUGACUUUCAUUCUAGUCAAAAAUGUAACAAAGAACCAAAUACAUACAUUAAAAUAAAACCAAAGUCAA